AUGGAUGAGUUUUGCGUCCGUCUCCUCUCCUACUUCGAUCGCGGCAUGGACGGCAAGCCCGGCCGCUGGCCUCACUCACUCCCUUCCCCCGAGUACAUGGCGGGCGCCGGCUUCCGCUUCCAGAGCGACCCGAAAGACAAGGGCGACAUCGUCACUUGCGACUUUUGCAGAAUGCAGGCGUGGGCCUGGGAGCGAAAGGACGACCCGUUCGCGCAUCACAAGGAGUCUAAGGGCUGCGAGUUCAUCGACAGUGACAUCUUCCACCAGCAUCAUGACAGCUUCCUCCGUAAGAAGUCUGAGGGCCACAAAGCGGCGGACUCUCUCUCCAGCCCCCCUCCUACUCCAACGAAGAAGUCACACAAGCCUCGCCGCAAGUUGGUCUUGUCCCCCAUCGUCACCGUCUAUGACAGCGUGUCUACCGAGGAAGCGGACCGUAAGACCGUCAACGACAACAAGCCUGUUGAGAUCGCGGUCUCCAUUGGACAAACCAAGAUCGUGAUCCAGGUCAUUGACGAUAGCGAGAGAGGCACCAAGAGAAUCCGCCUCGAGUGA
Colletotrichum godetiae is the source of this 552-nucleotide messenger RNA. RefSeq lists its product as uncharacterized. The record is from RefSeq and is a predicted model, not a curated record. NCBI's taxonomy places the organism in Eukaryota, Fungi, Ascomycota, Sordariomycetes, Glomerellales, Glomerellaceae. The transcript has 2 exons. Bases 1 to 552 code for a protein of 183 amino acids.